UAUUUUGUCUGUUUAUUAAAUUGUAAUGUAUUUUUAUCGAUAUCCAUAUUAAUGCGUAAAAAUAAUUAAAACACACAAUGUCAAAUUUUACAUAGUUGUCUAUCAAGGCUUUAGUUAUAUUUAUCAACCAAAUUGCUUAGCUAUCUUCAGUCACUAAUUUAUAUUGCUCGAAUAAUUACAAAAAGUAUUCAGAAUUUCAGAAUAAGAGCAGAAAUGCUUGGAAUAUUUUCUAAUCGGACUAUCUCGAUGGUUAUAACUAUCUUAGUGCAGCUAGUAGUAUUAUGUUUUUUUAAUUGUAAAGUAUCAAGCUCACAUUUAUUAAAAAAUAAUACUCAGACUGCAAUAGCAAAAAUAAAAAAAAUUUCAUUGGUCAACCAAUCUCCGAAGUACAAUGUUUUUCCAACGUCCCAACCAGCGGAUUUAUUCUUUAAGGCGUUUGCAAACUUUUCGGUGCAACAAACUAACAACACGGUAUGUCGUGUUGAAACGAAUUUGUACAUCAGACAUUUGAAAAAUAACUCUUUUUGGGCAGUAAAAAUGUUAGAAUCUUGGAACAAGUAUCCAACUGGCAUUUUGAAUGGAGAUGUUUAUCAAAUGGGUGUUUACGAUGAAUGUAUUAAUAUUCAUAAUCCAAUUCGUGCUCAAUAUUGUUUAUCAGACAUUGUAAUAUUUCCAGCGCCAUCAAUGAGAGAUUUUUCUAAAUUUGAAUCUGAAAAUAUCAAUAGCUAUCAUAAUGCCUGGCAUCAAAUCCUUGGGUGGGUUGAUUACCAUGACCAAAGCGCUCGGAAUCAGGUUAAUUUUGGAAUUUGUAUACCUUCAUCUUGUUCAUUCACUGAUUUACAAAACACUUUACAAAUGAAGUUGGAUGAAGUUUUUCUUUCAGAAAAUGUGAAAACAGUCGUUACAGUUAAACCUACAAUGUGUUCUACAAGUAAUGAUGAAUACCAUACAACCCAUUGGUAUUACAUUAUCAGCAUUAUUUUCUACUUCAUAUUUUUUCUUUGUUGCUGUGCAACAUUUUAUCACUUUAGAAUACUGUUCGAUUAUAAAGAUACCAAAAAGAAAAAUGAGAAUCAAAGAAUUAUAUUAGCAUUCUCAGUAAUAAAAAAUGGCAAGGAAUUAUUAUCAUAUGAUAAAAACAAUGAAUUGAAUCAUUUCAACGGAUAUAAAGUAUUUACAAUGAUAUUUAUACUGUUUGGUCAUCGCUUUAUGAAAUUGACUAAUAUCCCAUUAAGUACCCCAGAAAAUUUUGAAUAUAUUUAUAAAGAUGGAUUACCUAUUUUGUUAACCAGUAUGAAUUUGGUUGAUCCUUUUUUUUUUAUGAGUGGAUUUUUAACAUACGUAAUGUUACAUUCAACAUUUAAUAGUAAAGAGCCAUUAUGGAUGAAAUUAUUUAUGCCGUUUGUAUAUAGAAUUUUAAGAAUGUUACCGUCUUAUGUUGCCGUUAUUGCUUUUACCGCGCAAAUAUUACCUCAUUUCGGAGAUGGACCAUUUUGGAAGCAAAACACAUGGAAUGAAGCAGAUAUUUGUAAUGAAUAUUGGUGGAUAAAUUUGUUAUACAUUAACAAUUUUAUUGACAGCAAAUAUCAGUGUCUCAUCGCUAGCUGGUAUAUAUCAUGUGAUGUGCAAUUUUACAUCAUUGGUGUAAUACUUGGAUAUAUAUAUACAAGAAAUCGGAAGAUCGGAAUUGGAAUACUUAGUUUUUUUUUAAUUAUUUCCUUACUAAUUCCAUUUUAUGUCACAUAUACACAAAAAUUAGAUGGGUUACUUAAAGUUGAUGUACCAUUUUUAUUGAAUCCAAGAAGUUCAAUAACAUUUGAUAAAGCUUAUAAACCUAGUUAUUUGAGAGCAACUCCGUUUUUAGUUGGAUUAGCAAUGGCAUUUUUGAUUGAAAAAUUAAAGGAAAUUAAGUUUAAAAUGUCACCUACUACAGCAUACAUAGGGAUAUUUUCUAUUACUGUAAUAGCUAUGUGGAUUCAGUUCUACGGAUCAAAAUUUUACCAAAGACAUAGACCUUAUAGCGCGAUUGAAAAUGCUCUGUACGCAAGUAUCAGCCAUUGCACGUGGCCCAUAAUUGGAUGCUGGGCAUCUAUUUGCGAAUCUACAGGAGGAUUUGGUCCUGCAGGGAAGAUAACAAAUAAUCGCUUUGUUGUUCCAUUGGGUCGCCUUUCGUAUUGUGUCUACUUGGUUAAUCUUAUUGUGAUGACGAUUUCAACGGGAUCAGAAAGGAAAAUAUUGCAUUCUUCUUAUCAAACAUUGAUACAUGCUUGGAUUUAUGAUACAUUUAAGAGCUAUUUGUUUGCUGCUGUAUUGUAUUUGUUCGUCGAUGCACCCAUUUCAGACUUAAUAAGAAUUGUAUUUCGAAGAAAGAAAAGAACACUUACUAUUCAAUCAAAUCUUAAUAGAAAAUGAAAAUUUUCUCAAAAAGAUAUUCCAAAACAUAAAUUCUGACCAAGUUAUAGAAUUAGAAAGGAUCAAAAUUAAAAAUUGUUUCAAAUACAUGCUUAAGAAAUGGAAAAUGAAUUAAGCUUGUAAUUGUUUACCCCAGUUUCCAGCAUGAUACCAUUAUUAUUGUAAAGUAACUUCAUGGCUAAUAACAUUUUUUACUGCAGUUUCACGGUGUUUAAAUACUAUCAAUGAUUUGAUAUUCAUAGUAUAUGAUAUUUAGUUCGAAUUGGUUUCAUAUUCCACUAUAAAUAAAGAAGCCGUACGACAUCAUGAAAACCAAAGAUUUGCAAUAUAUAAAUCUGAUGUAGUGCC
Molecule: messenger RNA, 2760 nt
Organism: Daktulosphaira vitifoliae (grape phylloxera)
Lineage: Eukaryota; Metazoa; Arthropoda; Insecta; Hemiptera; Phylloxeridae
Product: nose resistant to fluoxetine protein 6-like
Exons: 14
Coding region: 214-2412 (732 amino acids)
Molecular function (GO): acyltransferase activity, transferring groups other than amino-acyl groups
Source: RefSeq, a predicted model, not a curated record